AGUCGAGUCUUCUCGGCCGCACCGUCAUCGCCGUCUCCGUCCUCUUGCCCCUCCUCCUCCUCUUCCACCUCUCACCUCCAAAAACCCUAACCCCCCACAGAGGAGAAGCCAUCCUCGCCGCGGGGGCAAGAUGUUCGGCUACCAGAAGGGCGUCGACAUCGAGGCGGGGACCUCCGCCGGGGCCGGCGCCGCGCCCACGCGGGGGCUCUACCCGGGGAUGACCGAGAGCCCCGAGCUGCGCUGGGCGCUCAUCCGCAAGAUCUACGUCAUCCUCUCGCUGCAGCUCCUCCUCACCGCCGUCGUCGCCGCGGUAGUCGUCAAGGUCCGCGCCAUCCCCCACUUCUUCGUCUCCACCAACGCCGGAUUCGGCCUCUACAUCUUCCUCAUCAUAUUCCCAUUCAUCGUGCUCUGCCCGCUCUACUUCUACCGCCAGAAGCACCCAGUCAACCUGCUGCUGCUCGCCAUCUUCACCAUCGCCAUCAGCUUCGCCGUCGGCAUGACAUGUGCCUUCACUAGCGGCAAGGUCAUUCUGGAGGCUGCAAUUCUCACCACAGCGGUUGUCUUCAGCCUCACUGCUUACACAUUCUGGGCUGCAAGGAGGGGCCAGGACUUCAGCUUCCUUGGUCCUUUCCUGUUUGCUUCACUCAUAAUGUUGCUCGUGUUUGGGUUCAUUCAGAUCCUCUUCCCGCUAGGCAAGCUCUCUCACAUGAUAUACGGUGCGCUGGCGGCGCUCAUCUUCAGUGGCUACAUCGUCUACGACACGGACAACAUCAUCAAGCGCUUCACGUACGACGAGUAUGUCUGGGCUGCUGUCUCACUCUACCUCGAUGUCAUCAACCUGUUCCUGGCCCUGCUGACCCUGUUCAGGGCAGGCGACUAAGCUCAUCGCCUGGCCCCUGAUCGAUCGACGCCUCUCUCGCCCUGCAUAUCUACCACCUUGAAUCCCGUGGACAUAUUUCCCCUAUCCUGAUGAGUCCUUAGACUUGGAGAACUGUAUAGGUGCCUAGCUAGUACGUUGAAAUUGUUGCUGAGUUUAGUGGAGCCUAGGAACCACGAAAUUUCUGCCUUGGUUCUAUGCAUGAAUGAUGGAUGCGAUGUUGCGUUUGGGUGUUAUUUGACAUAUGCUGGAUUAGUUGUGCUGCUGCUCUGUGUCCUUGUUUAUUGUUCGUUUCUGCC
Molecule: messenger RNA, 1176 nt
Organism: Lolium perenne
Lineage: Eukaryota; Viridiplantae; Streptophyta; Magnoliopsida; Poales; Poaceae
Product: protein LIFEGUARD 2
Cellular component (GO): membrane
Source: RefSeq, a predicted model, not a curated record